CUCUCUCCCUCACUGCGCUAGCUCUUUCAGAUCAGGAAGCAGAGCAACGUGACGUCACUAGAGUGUCCUUCGCAGAUUCCGAUCCAUGGUGAAGAGCAAGCUCCCCGAAACUCAGAAGUACGGCGUGCCUCUCUACGGAGCCGCUUGGGCUCCCCUCGACCACAUUCAGGCUCGCUUCAAAUCGGACCAGCCACGGGCAGAGCAAGGGGCAGAAGGAGAAGGUAAAGACGGCGAGCGCCCUGGCGACGCGUUCGCCGCCGAUCGCAGCUACCUCGUCCUCGCUGGCGGCGGGGGCGAGGGCAGCAGCGGCAUCCCCAACGCGGUCCUCCUCUCCGAGUUCGACUUUGCAUCCGGUUCUCUCUCCCAGCAGCCUGUCGCUAAGCUUGGCACUGGUUCCGAUUUGCCGUAUAGAAUGGCUGUUCACCCACUAGGAGAUGGUGUCAUUUGCGCAUUACCAAAAGGUUGUAGAUUGUUUGAAUGGGAGGAUCCUGAAAAUGCUGAAGACCAUAAAUUGGGCCUUAAGACGUCAGAGAAAGUGCUCAGGCAGUUAGAAAAUGCCGGACAACAGUUAGCAUUAGUAUUUAGCCAUGAUGGUUCUUUGCUUGCUGCUGGUGGCGAGGAUGGCAAGCUUAUAGUCUUUAAAUGGCCCAGCAUGGACAUCAUUCUCAAUGAGGCCCAGGCUCAUUCUUCUCUGAAAGACCUUGCUUUCAGCCUCGAUGGAAAGUUCCUUGUCUCCUUGGGGAAUUCUGGGCCCUGUCGGGUUUGGGAUCUAACUUCCUCAGUUGCCGUAGCUUCUCUGCCAAAAGAGAAUGGUGAGAGAUUUGGAUUUUGCAGAUUUUCUCAAUGUAGCGAUGGGACGCAGGUUUUGUAUGUCACUGCAUUCACAGGUCGAGGGGAAAGCAUUUUGACAUGGAACACAUCCUCGUGGACGAGGAUUGGCUCCAAGCGUGUGCUUCGUGAUUCAAUUAUUGCAUUUAAUGUUUCAGCAGAUGGAAAACUUCUUGCGGUCGGCACGGAAGAAGGAGACAUCGUUAUCUUAAAUUCAACUAGUAUGAAGAUUCAGACUGUCGUGAAAAAAGCACAUCUUGGUUUUGUAACGGCAUUAGCAUUCUCUCGCGAUUCAAGGGCAAUUAUUUCAGUAUCCAUGGACUCAAGUGCUACAGUGACUCAGGUUCAAGACACGAAUACUGGUGGAGGAUCAAGAUUUUGGCUCAUUAUAUUUAUAGUUCUACUUGCAAUUGCCAUGGAAUUCAUGAGGAGACAGGGUCUUUUCCCCUAGUACAGUCAGUUUUCCUAACUAAGGCGAUAGUUGAUGCGGGAAAAUAAGGAAAGCUAAAUUCACAGAUGAAUUUUAGGGACCUCAGUGUAAUGACUAGUCGGUCUAUAAUAGGUUUCAUCACUGUGAUUUCGUCAAUGUGUGGCCCUUUGAGUUGAUCUAAUGUGCAGUGCAUGUACUUGACCUCGACUCGAUUUUGGACAUCCAUCUAUAGGUAUGAUAAAAGCACGAGAUGGAUUUAUUUCAGUAAGUACAGUCAUGCUACUGUUUAUAGGAUCUAUUGAUCUCCGGAGAACAUAUUAUCUUGAUCAUUGUCGAUAGAUGGAUUACAAAUCUUUAGUCUACCGAAGAUGUACUAUGGUUUGUAAUCAUUAGGUGAAUCUAUGAUCUCUCAGCCAAUGUUCAUGGCAGAUGACUCCACUUCUGUUCUUUAUACACUAAUCCAAGAUGAAUUAUGGACAUUU
Messenger RNA from Rhodamnia argentea, 1740 nucleotides. RefSeq names its product SEC12-like protein 2. The record is from RefSeq and is a predicted model, not a curated record. Gene Ontology annotation, cellular component: endoplasmic reticulum membrane. The coding region runs from base 86 to 1279 and encodes 397 amino acids. The transcript has 10 exons. Gene Ontology annotation, biological process: protein secretion. Gene Ontology annotation, molecular function: guanyl-nucleotide exchange factor activity; GTPase activator activity; protein binding. NCBI's taxonomy places the organism in Eukaryota, Viridiplantae, Streptophyta, Magnoliopsida, Myrtales, Myrtaceae.